AUGAAUAACGACGCCCAAAGUCCUGUGCUUAACGCACCGGAGUACAAGGACGAGAAAGGUUCCGAUGUAUCGCCAACCCCGCCUCUGAAGGUUGAGGACGUCGAGCAGAAUGGGUCGAUGAUUGAGGUUGAUGAACUCACCGAGAAGAAGUUGCUGAGGAAGCUGGACAUUCGCAUCGUGCCAAUGAUUUGCUGGAUCUACUUGAUGAAUUUCAUGGAUCGAGUCAACAUUGGCAAUGCUCGUCUCUAUCAGAUGGAGGAAGAUCUUGGUAUGGAUCCCAACAGCAACCAGUUCCAGAUUGCGGUGUCUAUCUUGUUCGUCACCUACGUACUAUUCGAAACACCUUCGAACCUCAUCUUGAAGCGGAUGAAGCCGGCGCGGUACCUAGCCGGUCUGAUGUUUUUGUGGGGCUUAGUGGCCACGUUUUCAGCCUUCGUCACCAACUUCGCCGGACUAGUAGCUUGUCGCCUCCUCUUGGGCAUGUUCGAAGCUGGCCUGUUCCCAGGAGUGAUUCUCUAUUUGAGCAUGUUCUACAACCGGCGCAACGUCAGUUUGAGACAGGCGUGCUUUUACGGCACAUCCGCGCUAGCAGGUGGAUUAGGUGGAGUGGUAGCAUAUGCCAUUGGUGAGAUGGACGGUGUAGCUGGCUGGAACGGAUGGCGCUGGAUCAUUGUGAUUAACGGCAUCCCGACCGUACUGACUGCCGUUGCCGUGCCUUUUAUCCUCCCGAAUAGCCCAGAGACAGCGAGCUUUCUGACCGAGGAGGACCGACGAAACUUGGUCUUGCUUCGAAUGAGGGAGGUCGGUCAAACAACAGCCGGUCAAGAACUACUGAAAGAGGAUGUCAUGAAGGGCGUGAAGGACUGGAAAGUAUACGCCUACGCCAUCGCUCAAUUUGUUGGACUCGGUAUGCUCUACAGUUUCUCUGUGUUCCUGCCCACCAUCAUCAACGGUCUUGGAGGUGGGUGGAACCGUCAGGUGGUUCAGGCAUUAACCAUUCCUGUAUACAUCGUCGGUUUCAUUACCUACGUGAUUGGGGCAUACUACAGCGAUAGGACUCAGAACCGAGGUCUCUUCUGCGUCGCAGGACUAGCUGUCAGUAUGGUUGGAUACAUCUUCCUCAUCGCAGAUGCAGGGCUUGGCCUCAGUUUCGCCGGCUGUUUCGUCGUCGCGCUCGGCUUGUGGGUAGCCACCGGAAUCGCCUUCUCAUGGAUCGGCGUCAACAACCCCCGAUACGGAAAGCGAGCUUUUGCCAGCGGUAUGCAAAUCACCAUUGGUAACUGCUCAGGUGUUGUGGCUCCUUUCUUAUACUCUGCGGAUAUGGCGCCCAGGUUUACUGCUGGCUACGGUGCGACCAUCGGACUGCUAGCGCUGGGUAUCGCCAUCUACGUUGCGCUGCACUUGUACUUCCGGAUGAAGAACCAGCGGAAACUUUCUGGCAAGGAGGACUGGAGAAUGGAGGGCAAGACUGAGGAAGAGAUUGCUGAGAUGGGUGAGGAUAACCCAAGGUAUUUGUACACGAUCUAG
Molecule: messenger RNA, 1527 nt
Organism: Alternaria atra
Lineage: Eukaryota; Fungi; Ascomycota; Dothideomycetes; Pleosporales; Pleosporaceae
Exons: 4
Coding region: 1-1527 (508 amino acids)
Biological process (GO): transmembrane transport
Cellular component (GO): membrane
Molecular function (GO): transmembrane transporter activity
Source: RefSeq, a predicted model, not a curated record